AUGGCACAGCGUAUGCCGGAGGAAGAAGAGGAUGCUACUCCCUUUGUCGUCCGAUGCGUAGUCUCUCGGAACGAUUUUAGACCUCUAGCAGAGUUUCAUCGCCAUCGUGCGCCUGUGCAUGGUGAAAAGCAAAUCUAUGCAUGGCGCUCUUCUACGCUACGUGAUAUGGCCAAUCUCCUGUACCUCGCCGAUCCUGUCAUCUCACGAGCUAUGACGACACAUGACUUUCGUGUGGUAUUCCAAGAUCCGGCCACGAAGCAAUUCGAAGCAGGACCUGUCUACUAUGGCAUCACACGUGUGCCUACAACGAGUGUGGAUACUUUGCUGGCACCAGAGGGACCAGACACAUUCACAGAUACCCGGGCUGUCCUCCGCGCAUUGGAGCCCAAAGAGUCGCAUCGUGGACGUCUACCGCCUUCAGAAACGGCCGCCCAACGGACAUUGGAACAGAUGCGCAUUGCUGACGGCGUAUGGCUGGAAUGCGUUUUAGACGCGGCGCCACGAUCUGCGCAUCAUCGAGGACGAGAACGGUCUCCACCACGACGCCGUGGCCGUCGCUACGACUAA
Malassezia pachydermatis is the source of this 567-nucleotide messenger RNA. RefSeq lists its product as hypothetical. The transcript is spliced from 4 exons. Bases 1 to 567 code for a protein of 188 amino acids. NCBI's taxonomy places the organism in Eukaryota, Fungi, Basidiomycota, Malasseziomycetes, Malasseziales, Malasseziaceae. The record is from RefSeq and is a predicted model, not a curated record.